GUACUUUUAUGGGAUAACAUGAAUGGAGACUGGAUACGACUGCAAAACUUAGAGAAACUUUUCAGUGAGUUGCUAAAAGACAGGCCAUCCUUAAGAAAAGAUGAAGAAGACGUUCUUUCACUUAUGGAAAAGCUCCCAAAAGAGGAGGUCCUUACUAUGUUGACUAACUCAGACAGUUUGGUCGCCUUUCGCUGUUCCUGUUUGUUAAGUGAUAUAUUGACCAAAGGACUUUAUGCCAUUUUAACUGAACAAAGAGAAGGCUUAAUAGGAAGCGAAGAAAUGUUUAAACUAAGGUUGGAAAGUUUGUUUUCGUCUUUUGCAUUUCUAGACCUUUUCGUGACUGUAGAACCAGUGUUCCUGUAUCGCCUAUGCAGAUUCUAUGCAAGGGUCUUGGACAAUAUGGGAAGACUUCUUCAAGAAUAUUCAGUGACUGACUCCUCACCGGUUUCCGUUGUUGUAUUGAGGUUAGAAAGAUUGAUUUGGAGGCAACGAGAUAUGCUGUUGUUUCCUCAUGGAGAGACAACGACCAGUGUUCCGUAUGCAUUCACGGCUUAUUUAGUGUUGUGUCGCAAGUGGAUUUCUUUUUUAACUUUAUUACACUCGCCUUAUCAUUCGACACAUUCCUUACUGAAUGUUCCCGACUUUGUCCGAUACGCAAAUACGCAUCCAGUGUUUUAUGUCCGUCAAAGAAGUUGGGAAUUGUUAUUGGAGUUACAAAAACGUCACGUGGAGUUUUCAAGAGUAAUUUUAGAAGAAGCUUGCAGAGAAGAAAACCUACCAUCAUUAACGACACUUUUCAGUGAACAGGAUAGUGGCACUCUUCAAAUGAGUAGUUACUUUGGUUAUCAAGCGGAUUCUGUUCCUAGUAUCCCAACAAAACAGAUGUUUCUUCGCUAUUAUAUUCUGGGCCUUGUAUCAUCUCUCAGUGAUCUGUCAUGGAAUGAAGCUCUUCUUCAUUCUACCCAUUUGUAUUUUGUAGAACGAGUGGAUUUCAUAUUGAAACAAAUCACAUUUUUCUUGGCUUCCUGGUAUGCGCCACCAAAGAGUCAUAGUUUGGAAUACUAUUUAGUGAUGUUAUUCACUGAACAAGAUGACUUGAUGUGUAUGCUUUUCACAAAAGUUUUAAAGCUAUGCCGACAAUCUUUGAAUUCUGAAGAGCAGCAACAUAAGAAAAUACCGAAAUUAUCACUGAAUAUUCAUCCGAUGGUAUUUUGUUGGUUAUAUCAAAUAGACUUUGAUGAAUAUGUUCUACUUGACUUGAUCAAUUCGUCUGAAACUGAAUUUCUAACUUUCUUUGUGAAGUAUUUAAACGCCAUCUUAUAUACCGAACCUGAAGAUUUUUUGGGCAAUAUUCUGGAAGGUGAUUCAGGUCGCUUUACUUCUCUACUAGAGAAAUUGAGCUCGGUACUAGAACGCCUGCAAGACAAAAACCUUAUCCCAUUUUGCUGUGAGCCACUUAUUAGAAAAAUGAGACAAGUAUUGCGACAUAUUCUUCCAAUUGCUUCGACACGCGAUAAAAAGCAGCGGUCUGAAUUUUCAGAUAAAGUCUCUCCAAGUUAGCUAAUAUAGAAAUAUACCGUUAAAUUGUAUCUUUUCAUAAGAUGGAAUGGUUUAACUUUUUUUCAUUGCUUCUUUUUACGGUUUGCACAAAGGCGUGGUUUGUGUUGUUUUCUGUUUUUCUUUUAUACAUUAUUUAUGAGUGUCGCGUGUAGUUAAAGCUCUUAGUGUUCAAGCUAUACCAGGCAGACUGCUUUCUAUCCUAUGUCGUGCUUUUCUGUUGAGAGUAUGUUGUACAGAUUAGGACCUCAAUAACUUCCUUCUUGCUAGAAUUUUCUCUUCUUCCUAUGGUUUUACUGGUCAGGCAAUUGAAGCAAUUCAAUUCUUUUCAAAAUGACGUUAUAGCUCUCGAAGAAUUACGGAAGAAUAUUGAUUCAUAGUUUUUCUAGUUAUUAUUGAGGAAUGGAAGCUAGUCAGUUGACUUACUGCUUCUUGCAAGUAUCAUUGAGUUCAAGCAGCCUGAAAUUCAUCCUUCUUAGAAUAUCUUACUUCACUAUCUGUGCUAUGAAAGUGCCAAUUGGAUAACUCUUUUGUCCUUCCAUUCUGGAUGAAUAGCCCAACUCAUGAAUGGAAUUUGUAGCAUGUUCAGUACAACUAUUAAAGCUUAAAUAAUUUGAACUGAUA
Molecule: messenger RNA, 2181 nt
Organism: Galdieria sulphuraria
Lineage: Eukaryota; Rhodophyta; Bangiophyceae; Galdieriales; Galdieriaceae
Exons: 1
Coding region: 19-1560 (513 amino acids)
Source: RefSeq, a predicted model, not a curated record